CUUUCGGCUUGAUAGUUCACAUUGAUAAGAACCUGAGCACAAGGAUCGGUUCAUUAGUCAUUUGCAUAGUCCAUUAGUCGGAGUUUUGAAUAAAGCACAGGAGCCAUAAAAAUGUUAAUUGUGUUCAGUCAGCUUUUUCUUUUUGCUGCUGCAAUUAUCUUGACUGAUGCCAUCGAAUACAGUUGCACUGAUUACCACAAAGGCUAUUGCGUAAUUGAAAACGUCACCGCUGAGUCGAUGAAUCAAGCAACGUUUCCCCCGGACAAGCUCCUACUAAUUCAGAACAGCACUUUCCCCACAUUUGGAGCGAGUCAAUUCUUACGGUUACCAAACGUAGAAAAUCUGAUGAUUCACCAUCUGAAGAUCGAACAGUUGGAUUUGAAAGGAUGCGAACGCGUCACAAUGCUUUUCGCCAGCUAUAAUCACAUCUCAAAUCUGAGUGCCAUUGACGCGCUACCCCUUAGAAGCUUACACCUCUACCAAAACCUCCUGACUAAUGUGAGCGCCUUAAAAGCACUAACCGAAUUGGAACAACUUUACCUAAACGACAACUUGCUCGAAGUAUUAACAAUUGAUGUGUUUGCCAGAAUGAAAAGUCUCAAAAUCUUGACGCUACAUCGUAACAAACUGGUCGCGAUCGAUACUGUCAAGUCGAUCAGUCUCCCAAGCUUGGAAUCAAUGUUUCUUCAGCAUAAUUCUCUCGCCCAUCUGGAUACGGCUCUGUGGCGUAUGCCGGCCCUGCAAAAGUUAGACCUGAGUGACAACGCGCUCGGGUUUCUGUUCACCUUCCUGGAGGAGUUUCCAUCUCUAACCGAUUUUGAGCUCCAUACCAACAAAUGGAACUGCGCUUGGUUGCACAAAAUGAUCGAACGAAUGGAUCUGCGAGCGAUCCGGCAUAGCCAAAAAGAUCGAUCGUGCGAGGGGACACUUUUCGGGGACAUUUGCUGUGUGGCAGAAGCGAGUCAGCCCGAUCCGAUGAUGUUGCUCAUCAGCCGGACCGGAGUUGUUGACGAUCUGCAAGAUCAACUCGGUGACCAGCGGCAGAAAGUGGAACAACUGGAGGAAGCACAUCGAAAGCAAACUUACAAGUACGACGACCUGAAGCGGAAGAUCGACAAGAUAGAGGAAUGGUGUCAGAAGGAAUUGUAAUCGUGUUACGGUGAAUAAAA
Molecule: messenger RNA, 1169 nt
Organism: Armigeres subalbatus
Lineage: Eukaryota; Metazoa; Arthropoda; Insecta; Diptera; Culicidae
Product: protein flightless-1-like
Exons: 2
Coding region: 112-1149 (345 amino acids)
Molecular function (GO): protein binding
Source: RefSeq, a predicted model, not a curated record